This is a messenger RNA of Lytechinus variegatus (green sea urchin), 1857 nucleotides long. RefSeq lists its product as uncharacterized. Gene Ontology annotation, molecular function: protein binding. NCBI's taxonomy places the organism in Eukaryota, Metazoa, Echinodermata, Echinoidea, Temnopleuroida, Toxopneustidae. The transcript has 9 exons. The coding region runs from base 258 to 1829 and encodes 523 amino acids. The record is from RefSeq and is a predicted model, not a curated record.
CACAUUAUGCAUGACGUGGAUCAAUAGACAGCCCAACUGGAAGUUCGCGCGAUUGAUUGAAUUGCUUUGAUCUUGCACAUUAGGCGUGCAGUCCAUGUAUUGAUACACUACACCUGACGAGAUCAGUUCAUUCGAGUUUUUUUUUGUUUUUGUCUCACUCUGCACAUCUAACGCUACAGAUACCUCACACAGUAUGGGAGCUUAGCCAUCAUCAAAUACAGGGUUCUUUCAUGUACUAAAGGCGGUGCUUAUCAAGAAUGAUGGAGAGAAUCUACGGAGGAGGUCAUCCUUUUUUCAGGCUUCUUCUUGUUCUUUGGAUGUAUACCAUGAUCCACUAUGCAGCUGGUCAGGAUUUCUCUUGUUCAUUAUCAAACAUGAACGUGUCAAUGGCGGUGGUUUGUGAUGGAUAUUACGACUGUGAUCAUUACGAGGAUGAAUUAAAUUGCAAUCAUCCAGCUAUUUAUCUAAAGGAAGGGGAAUUGCACUCAAUCUCCAUACCACGCAACUACGAUGUACGAUUUUACAAUGUAUACUGGCUGCAAACAAAUGAUACAUAUGGAUUUCGAGUCGUGUUUCAAGAUUUCUAUCUCAGUUCUACUAAUCAAGUCCAAAUAGGGACAGGCACUGAUCCAGCUGAUCUGCAGUCCGUCACCAAAACUAUCUCUGGAUCUACAUCUUGCUGUCCUUGGGAUGUCUACGUAGAGACCAAUAAGAUGUGGAUUGCUGUCAUAGGCGGUCUGACUUACACCAAUCUUGAGAUUGAAGCGGACAUCAUAGCUUUCAACCUUUCAACUCUGUUUAAUUGUCCAAUGAGCAAUAUGAACGUGUCAUCAGAUGUUCUCUGUGAUGGAGUGUAUAAUUGUGAUCAUUAUGAAGACGAAUCAACAUGCAAUUAUUCAACGACGUAUCUACAAGCGGGAGAAUCGCAUUCGUUCUCCAUACCACGCAACUACACGAUAGGAUUUUACCACGCAACCGUGCUCCAAACAAAUGAUACGAAUGGGUUUCGAAUCGUGUUCCAAUAUUUAUAUCUCUCUUCUAGUCAUCGAAUCCAAAUAGGGACAGGUACUGAUCCGUCUGAUCAACAAUCUGUCAUCACAACCAUCAAUGGAUACAGAUCCUGCUGCCCUGUUGAUAUCUACGUAUAUACAUAUAAGAUGUGGAUUGCUGUCAUAGGCGGACUGACUUACACCAAUCUUGAGAUUGAUGCGGACAUCGUUUCUUUCGAUCUUUCAACUCUGUUUAAUUGUCCAAUGAGUAAUAUGAACGUGUCAUCAGAUGUUCUCUGUGAUGGAGUGUACCAUUGCGAUCAUUAUGAAGACGAAUCAACAUGCAAUUAUUCAACGACGUAUCUACACGCAGGAGAAUCGCAUUCGUUCUCCAUACCACGCAACUACACGAGAGGAUUUUACCACGCAACCGUGCUCCAAACAAAUGAUACGAAUGGAUUUCGAAUCGUCUUCCAAGAUUUGUAUCUCUCUUAUAGUCAUCGAAUCCAAAUAGGGACAGGUACUGAUCCGUCUGAUCAACAAUCUGUCAUCACAACCAUCAAUGGAUACAGAUCCUGCUGCCCUGUUGAUAUCUACGUAUAUACAUAUCAGAUGUGGAUUGCUGUCAUAGGCGGACUGACUUACACCAAUCUUGAGAUUGAUGCGGACAUCGUUUCUUUCGAUCUUUCAACUCUGUUUAAUUGUCCAAUGAGCAAUAAGAACGUGUCAUCAGAUGUUCUCUGUGAUGGAGUGUACCAUUGUGAUCAUUAUGAAGACGAAUCAACAUGCAGUAAGUCAUUUAAAGAAAAAAAAAGUUUUUUGCCAUUUAUGCACCUAUGAUUUCAUUUUAAAAUUACUUCCAUUUUAC